UCUCAUCGUCUGGCUGAUUCAUAAUAACACCGCCGCUUCAACGUUACUCUACCACUUUUUCUAUAUUUCGCUCUGCGUCUGCAGCCAAACGUUCAACUUAAACCGGCUCGCACCACCGUUAUAUGGAAAAUACGGGUCCGCCAGGCGCAUUUAUUCUCUCCUACCCGAGAGGAAGCGCACGGAGGAAAAACGUUUGAGGACUAAAGGAAAGCAGCCGUGAUUCAUGGACGUACCGCGCAUCAUGAGAAUACUACAACUACCAACAAGGGAGGACCUGGCAUGGACCGCUGUAUCUAAAUGAAGUGGUUCAGCCAUGCAAUGUUCCUGGAAGGCAGUGAUUCUACUGGCCUUGGCCUCCAUUGCCAUCCAGUACACGGCCAUCCGGACACUCACCUCCAAGCCUUUCCAGCUGUGCCCGUUGCCCAGCCCCCAGAACUGUGGUCUGGGGGGCCAGGAGACAGAACCUCCCUUUGAGCGGGGAGCAGCAGGCGGUGGCGGCUGCGAGGACUACCCUUACUUUUCCAUCAAUGCCACACGUAAAACGCACAUACUUGUCCUGGCCACCACCCGUAGCGGCUCCUCUUUUGUUGGCCAGCUGCUCAACCAGCACCAGGAGGUAUUCUACCUGUUUGAGCCUCUUUAUCAUGUUCAGACCACACUGAUUCCACGUUUGUCACACAGCCGUAAUGCUGCAGACCGGCGUGUGAUGCUGGGUGCCAGUCGAGACCUCCUGCGUAGCCUGUACGGUUGCGACCUCUAUUUCCUGGAGAGCUAUAUCAAACCGACGCCCACGAACCACACCACAGAUAAACUGUUUCGUCGUGGUGCCAGCCGAGCGUUGUGCCAGCAACCUGUAUGUGAUGCCUUUGGUCCUGCUGAUGUGAAUGUGGAAGAAGGGGACUGUGUUAAGAAAUGUGCGGCUCUAAACAUGACCUUAGCAACAGACUCAUGCCGCGAGAAGCGGCACGUGGCAAUCAAAAUUGUUCGGGUGCCGGAGAUUGGAGAUUUACGCGCUUUGGUAGAAGACCCAAGGCUGAAUAUAAAAGUGAUUCAACUUGUCAGAGACCCACGUGGUAUCCUGUCAUCACGGAUUGAGACAUUCAGGGAUACUUAUCGUCUCUGGCGUAUUUGGAGGGCCACGGGGCGAAGGCCCUAUAAUCUAGACUUGAGUCAGCUUACAGUUGUCUGUGAAGACUUUCUCAACUCUGUUUCGACUGGUCUCAGCCAUCCCUAUUGGCUGAAAGGGAAAUAUAUGUUGGUUCGCUAUGAGGAUUUGGCCAGGAAUCCGCUUCUUAAGACAAAAGAGAUCUAUGACUACCUGGGGCUGCCUAUGGAUAAAAAUGUAGAAGACUGGAUACAUGCAAACACUCGGGGCAGCAAUGAGCCCUCAGCAAAACAUAAGUUUGGUACAGUGAGGGACUCAGCAGCGAAUGCAGAGAGUUGGCGUUUGAAACUGUCUUAUGACAUGGUGGAAUACACACAGACUGUGUGUCAAAAAGUACUUCACCAGCUUGGAUACAAGGCUGUAAGAUCAGUAGAGGAACUAAAAAACAUGUCCCUCUCACUGGUACAGGACAAAACUUUUGUACCUUUUUUGUAACAAAGAUAGUUCUCUAUGACUAUUUUUGAUAUAUUUAUAAUGUUGCCUUAUCAUUUCUUUAGUUUGUUGGUGUUGUUUCUGUAAUUUUGUUUCUUCAAAUUUGCACUGAACCUAAAGAUUUUGAAUGCACCGAAGGGAACCAUAGACAAUUCACCAAUGUUACAGAACAGCACACUUUAUACACAAAGUAAUCAAACAAGCUAGUUUACAAAUGUGUCAUUAUUUAGUUUUUUUCCAUGAACAGAACGAAGAAAAGGCACUGUCUUCAUUAAUUUACUGUAUGCAAGCUGUUGUUUCAACAAACGUAAAAUGUUGCCCUUCAAAAACACGAGAUGGGAGUUGGGACAGGUUUUGGUAAAGCAGACUUGUUUUUGUUUUUUUAGACCAUUGAUGACAAAUUUGGACUGUACAAGCCCUACUGUGCAAUAAAUAGUGAAUGUCGCAGUCAACCUUUACCACUAUGACAUUUCUAUCCAUGUGGGAAGAGAAGAGUACUUCUGACAGAUGCUACGCUUGCAAUGGAUAAUUGCAGACAAUUAAUAGGCUCUCAAGUUAAAGGGACAGAAUCCCACUGGAGGUCACGAGUGUUUAGAACCAUCUGUGAUAGACAAACACUCACUAAUGAGAGAUAAUGUAAAAUGUGUCAUUACUGUAGGUAUUUAGAGAAGACAUCACAUUUAUCAAGAAGAUUACAAUGUGGAUGUAGACAUACUAUAGGUCCUAAUUCAAGUACACACUGUAAUAUUCUGAUGAAGAACUGCAUUCGUCAGUUUUAUUUAAGACUUUAUUUAUUUUUUAAUUUGUCAGUCCAUUUGUUCUAAAUCACUCACAGUGUGAAAUCGACAUGGCCUUUUCUGUCUAAUUAAAAAUGUUUAUGCUACUGUCGUCCA
This is a messenger RNA of Cottoperca gobio, 2490 nucleotides long. It is a transcript of the gene chst1, whose product is annotated as carbohydrate (keratan sulfate Gal-6) sulfotransferase 1. NCBI's taxonomy places the organism in Eukaryota, Metazoa, Chordata, Actinopteri, Perciformes, Bovichtidae. The transcript is spliced from 2 exons. Gene Ontology annotation, molecular function: keratan sulfotransferase activity; N-acetylglucosamine 6-O-sulfotransferase activity. Gene Ontology annotation, cellular component: Golgi membrane. Gene Ontology annotation, biological process: N-acetylglucosamine metabolic process; keratan sulfate proteoglycan metabolic process; carbohydrate metabolic process. The record is from RefSeq and is a predicted model, not a curated record. The coding region runs from base 314 to 1600 and encodes 428 amino acids.